ACGGCUUGGAGACCAUAAAAUAGUCUUAAAAGAUUUGAAUCAAGUCAUAAUAACAUUAAUCAAAAAGACGAACAUUACGCUAGAAGUAAAUUUUUAUAAUUCACAUCGAAAAUGUAUUUAACAUGGUCAUCAUUUAAUAAUCUAAGAUUGUUCCUCAUGGCUUGUAUGCCUAUAGUAAUAUUUUACCUAAUUUGGCUUGUCAAUACUUCAGAAAGCAUUAGAAGCGAAGAAGGUACUUUAUUAGACCUUAUUUGUUGGCCAGAUGGUAAUGCCAUUCCAGUUAUUAUAGGAUGCGGAUCUAUAAUGGCUGUCGUUAUAGAGUUGUAUGGCUUAUAUCAGCUGUUCAAAGCUGGACUAUCGAAAAAAGAAUACAAUGUCGUAAACGGAUUGUUUUAUUAUGUUUGGGCGCUUAUUAUCAUGGUUAUUUUAUUUCUUGCUAUCAUUUUUUACUCUGGUCUACAAUCAACCAUAAUCAGAGCUAAAAUCAAGGGAGGGAUAACGAAAGCAAUGUUUAGGUAUUCAAGUCAUCUACCUUCCAAAGUCGCCAUUGAUCGUCUACAAACUCGCUUCCAUUGCUGCGGCCGUGUAAACUAUCAAGAAUGGUUUUAUAUCCCUUGGUUUAUGAAUGAGGAAAACACGGAACGAAAUAAAAUCAUUAAUCAUAAAUUUAUUGCGGAUAACGUACCGUAUAGUUGUUGUUCGACGGAUGAAUUGUAUCCUUGUAUUCAUCAUGGGGUGAUGCAAGAGGGUACCAUUUAUAAAUAUAAUCCCAAAAAACAACUAACUAUAUGGCAAGCUGGUUGUGAAGAAAAAUUAAUUAGCGAAAUGAUGUCCGUGUCCUGGAGAUUCAACGCCGUAAUGUCACUUAUAAUUAUGGCAAUGUUGAAUGCAUCGCUGCAGAAAGAGGAACUGCAGAGAGAGUGCGAGUAAUUAAUUUUACAAGUGAUAGCGGUUCGUUAUCUUCACACCGCGUACAGAAACGGAUUGCACGUCGGUAACAAAAUCACGUGCCAAGCUUACUUGCUCCGUUCGACCACUGACACUAAGCUGCCUAAGUUAUCGGUCAAAAGAAAGUUGUUCCGUAAGAGGAAGCCUCGGCAAGCGCGUACUUUGCAGUGGAUCACGUCGUAUAGCACUACGAGGAAACUGAUACAGUCCUCAAAAUCUGAGAACAGCUCCGAUGAAAUGCUGAAGCCUAUAUGUGAAUAAUGUGUGUCGUAUUUCGAAAUAUUUACUAUACUGAGACCUUAGAACUUAUAUAUGAAGUUAGGUAUAUUUUUUUAAUUUUUAAGACUUAGAUCGGUGGACGAGCUCACAGCCCACCUGGUGUUAAGUGGUUACUGGAGCCCAUAGACAUCUGCAACGUAAAUGCGCCACCCACCUUGAGAUAUAGGUUCUAAGGUCUCAAGUAUAGUUAGUUAUAUGUUGGCAUAAAAAAAAAGCGGCAUAUGAGUUGUAGAUGUUUAUGGGCUCCGGUAACCACUUAACACUUGGGCCGUGAGCUCGUACACCAGCAUAAGCAAUAAAAAAAAAAUUGUGUUAACCGAUAAUUGUAUUCUAAUAUUUUAACUGAAAAAAAAAAAACGAACUUUGCCGAACCGUGUCCAAUUCGUAUCAACAAUUAUUUUCAAGAACGUUCGCUCGUCAAUCCCUACAAUGCCCUAGUUAUAAUGGCAUGGGUAACGAUUUCGAAAAAAAGUGAUAGAAUCGAGGGGUAAAAGGCUGUUUGGUUAAUUUUAAUUACAUUUAUUUAAUUACAUAAAUUUAAUUUAUCUUUGUAAUUAAAGGUCCGUUCUAUUUGGUAUUAGCAUCAACAAUUCGAUGUUUUUAAUUGAACUUCUAUUAAGUUUUUUUUUUGUUAUGGUAUUUUCUCUCCAAAUUAAAAAAAACCUUGAAAUGGUUCUCUUGUAAAGUUUCAAAAGUGUCGCUUAAACCAAACAGCCUUCCACCCCUCGAUAUGUACCAGUUGUUUUGGAAAUAAAUACUAAUUAUUAUAUAUAAUAUAAUUUAAAAAAAAACUGCGUUAAA
Molecule: messenger RNA, 2028 nt
Organism: Bombyx mori (domestic silkworm)
Lineage: Eukaryota; Metazoa; Arthropoda; Insecta; Lepidoptera; Bombycidae
Product: rod outer segment membrane protein 1
Exons: 7
Coding region: 112-930 (272 amino acids)
Cellular component (GO): plasma membrane
Source: RefSeq, a predicted model, not a curated record